Naegleria lovaniensis is the source of this 3237-nucleotide messenger RNA. RefSeq lists its product as uncharacterized. Gene Ontology annotation, biological process: DNA recombination; double-strand break repair via nonhomologous end joining; DNA biosynthetic process. The record is from RefSeq and is a predicted model, not a curated record. Gene Ontology annotation, cellular component: DNA ligase IV complex. Gene Ontology annotation, molecular function: DNA ligase (ATP) activity; DNA binding; ATP binding. The transcript is spliced from 6 exons. Bases 1 to 3237 code for a protein of 1078 amino acids. NCBI's taxonomy places the organism in Eukaryota, Heterolobosea, Eutetramitea, Acrasida, Naegleriidae.
AUGUUUGGUUUUGCGGGCGAGUUGAAUCACCAAAUAGCUGCUCAUGAAGAAGGCUUGAAUGUGUUUGAAUUUGAUGACGAUGAUGAUGAAAUGAAGGAAAGUAGCAAUUCUCAUCGGAACCAACAAAAGCCUCAUGUAAAUAAUAUUGGUAAUAAUCAUGGACCAAAUACCACGGAAAGUGUGGAAGAGGCAUCCUGUCCCUCUGCUGUGGUUGCCAUGAUGAAUGAUUCAAGGCUUGAUAUUUUCAUGCGAGAUGAUCAUCAUCGGAAUGAAGAAGACGACGAUGAUGAUGAAGAGAAUGAUGAAGGAAUUGGAGAUAAACUGAAGAGUAACAACAAACCAUUGUUGGUAGAGAGGUCUCACUCUUCAACAUCUUCAACCCACGCUUCUUCUUCUGCUAGCUCAUCAGACCUGAACAAGAAUAUACCUUCCUAUCCUCCUCCAGUAUUUGACCCGUCGCUUCCCUCGUGUUGUACUUUGUUUUCGACAUUGUGUAAAUGCUUUGAGAAACUCUCGACAGCAACGAAACACAAACAAAAGAGCGAAAUUCUGGAUACUAUUUUCAUGAAAUGUCGCAAAGAUUUGUUUCAAUUUAUGAGAUUACUACUUCCUCAACUUGAUCGAGAACGAAUGACGUAUGGUCUUAAGGAGUCAAAAAUUGCAAAAUAUUAUAUUGAAAUAUUAGCAUUGCCUCAAACCUGUGAAGAUGCUUUGCGAUUGAAGAAAUGGAAAGAUCCUUCUAAGGGAACUGGUAAUUCUUUUUCUGAUAUUUGCUUUCAAGUUUUGCAAAAGAGAGGAUGGACUUCCUCAUCGAACCUAACUGUAUUUCAUGUCAAUGAAAAGCUAAGUCUUCUUGCAUCAUGCACUGACAAUGAUAAAAAGAAGAAAAUUCUUUUGGAUCUCUUGAAGAACACGUCAUGCUUUGAGCAAAAAUGGAUACUUAGAAUCAUUUUGAAAGAUCUAAGAAUUGGUAUUCAGCACACAACCAUUUUCAAACAAUUUCAUCCACAUGCUCUAGAGCUAUUCAACUCGUGUACCGAUCUUCGAGAGGUCAUUACAAAAUGUCUUGACCCUAAAUUUACCUCAACUGUUGAGCUGAGAGUUUUCACCAUGUUUACACCCAUGUUAGCGUCCCUUCUAACUCCUGCCAAGCUAACCGCGGAGCUCCCAAAAGACGAUUUUGUGAUUGAACCCAAAUACGAUGGUGAAAGAAUUCUAGUUCACAAAAAGGAAUCAGAAGUUAAAUUUUUCACGAGAAAGGGCAUUGACUACACGAACAUUUAUGGACCAAAAUUUGCUCCCAUCAUUGUGAAAAACGUGAAAGCAAAAGUUUGUAUUUUAGAUGGAGAAUUCUUGAUAUGGAAUCGCGAAUUGGAGGCAUUUAAGGAAUUCGGGCAUAACCGUACACAUGCACUAAGUGACACCAGCGAAUCGAACGAACAAUUUUGUUACAUGGUAUUCGAUAUUGUUUAUCUCAAAGAUCGUGAUAUUACUCAAUAUGCAUUACAGAAAAGAAGAGCCUAUUUGGAGAGCGUGAUUAAUCCUGUCGGUCAUGUUUUAGAAAUUGUGCCACAAAAACCAGUCACCUCAGAGAAGGAAGUUUAUGAACAGUUAGAUCAAGCCAUUCUUAACAGAGAUGAAGGAAUCAUGCUUAAGGGGCUGAGUGGAACGUAUGUACCUGGAGAACGAAAAUGGAUGAAGCUAAAGCCUGACAGCGUCGAUGGAAUGGGAGAGACUCUUGAUUUAAUUAUUAUUGGAGGAUUCUACGGCACAAAAUUCAAGAGAAAAUCUGUGUCUCACUUUCUCUUAGCAGUGGCCACCAAAUCCAAGCAUACAUAUUCCAAGACUGACGGGUUUGAAAAUUUGGAUGACGAUCUAUUGGUCAACGAUGAAACUCAAGUAUUUCAUUCUUUUUGUAAGGUAGGAAGUGGAUAUUCCAAUUCUGAAUUGUUGGCUCUUCAAAAAGAGUUGGAGCCCCACUGGAAACCAUUCGACAAGACCAAAUUACCAAAAUUUUACGGCUCAUGGAUUCCUGGAGCAGGUGAAUUGCCAGAUGUGUACAUUGAACCAAAAAAUUCCAAAAUUCUGGAAAUUAAGGGUUAUUCAUUUCAAGACAGCACCAAGUUCAAAACAGGCAUUACCCUUCGUUUUCCAAGAGUUGUAUCCAUCAGAAAUGAUAAAGACUGGAAUGAUUGUCUUGAUUUACCUGGGCUUGAAGAAAUGAUAGAAUUAUCUAAAAACGGCAUCAACAAGAGAAAGGCUGCAAAUAUGGAUUCAGUCAUUUCUCACAACGAUGUAAAGAAACAAAAGAGGAAGAAGAAUGCAACCACAACCGUUCAGAAUAGUGACGGGACUCUUAUGGAGGUGGCUGUUUCAGCAAAAAAUCGACGACCGACUGCUGCUGUUUCACAAUUUUUCGAUCAUGACAUGUCAAAACUCGAAAAGACAUCAACUUUGUUUAAGGGCAUGCAAUUUGUGGUUUUUAAUGGUGAUGAAAAUGUUUCAAAAUAUGAAAUUGAAAAGCUAAUUGUUUCAAACGGAGGCUCUAAAGUACAAAAUCCUAACGAUCAUGAAAAUCAAUACCUCAUUGCAGCUAAUACCAAUAACAUCACUGUGAAAAAUUGGAUUGCUUCGUCGAAGGAAAAGAAGAACCCGCUUGGAGAUCGUGACAUUAUUCACUACAAAUGGAUUAUAGAUUCUGUAUCCCAAAGUUCAAUUCAAAGACUGCAUCCAGGAUACAUGAUUUACACUUCAGAAAGGACACAAUAUUCAUUCAAAGAGCAAAUGGACGAAUUUCAAGACGAGUACUUGUUUGAUGCAACCGAAGAAUCGAUUAAGGUAUCAUUGCAGCUCACUAAAAAUUCUCGUGAAUUUAUGAUAGCAGAUUCAGAUAUUAUUGAAACCAUCAACGCACGAUAUAACAUUAAGACUUCAACUUCGUUCUUUAAAGGAAUUCGAGCAUAUAUUGACAAGUUUGUAAAGAUUGGAGAUGCAUCUUCGGGCAUUGCAAUAUUGGGAAUGGAAACUUUGGAAGUGUUCAUCUCCUUAUAUGGAGGAUCUGUCAGCGAACGAUUAGAUUCAUCUGUGACUCACAUUGUGUACGAUGAAGAUGAUACUUCUCGGCUCCGAACACUCAAAAGAGUUGCCACAAAGGAGGGCUUGUUUCUAGUUCCAAGAGAGUGGAUCAUGAGUUGUGUUCAAGCCAAAAAAUUACAAGCCAUUCCAACAAUGAAUUAA